CUACACACAUCACUUUGUUUUUUUACCAAAAUGUAUUAUCGAAUGUUUACAUGUGCUAUAUCAAUCGGUAAUUACUUUAUUGUUACGUAAGGCGUUGGAACUAUGUUUUGGGUUGUAUUCCUAUUAUAUUUUUGAUAUACAUAUAAGAUGUGGGAUUGUGAUCGUGUUAAUGGAGGAAGGUCAUCGGUUUUCCGUCCUGCGGGUCAGGUUGGUCUUGUAAGUUCCGAUGGCCUGGUGUGCCUGAGUGUCAUGGGUUCAACGGCCUUUUUGGUAUCUUCCACCCAGCGCCAGUAUACUGUUUACGAUGCCUUUGCUAUGCGUGUGGUAUACGUAUCACUCCCUUUGCAAUGCCGCAUUCGUCAUAUCGCAACGUUAUUUGAAAAUGUAUUUCUGGUUCUUGAGAACCGUUGCAUAUACUCGUUCAAUCGCUAUGACUACCGUGAAUUGGUAAACCAGCAUACAGUGGCUAUAUGCGGUAUAGUGGCUAAUCGCGGCUAUUUGUUAACCUACAGCAGCAAGGAGUUGAUUUGCUAUGAGAAUGACAACGGACCUUCGGGGGGGAAUAACGAGAAUUCAAUCUCCAAUGGAGAUCUGGUUUCAGGGUCAAGUGCCCAUCUAAAUAAAAGUGAAUUAUGGGUUCCUAGUACCACAAUAACUGUUCCUGAAGGCCUAUCGUUGGAUAAGGCAAUACCACUAGUAGGGUUCAAUAACAAGGCUAUAUUAUGUUUUAGCAAUGGCCAAGUCAUGCUCUAUAACGUCCGUAGCGGCCAGUUGGUCCAUACAUUUAAUUUUUCGGAUUCCGUACUACUGGACCAAGUGGUUGAAGGUGGUAGCGCCAUUAGCGCUGUGGUACAAUCUGAACUCCAGUCCAAUGCAAUCGUUGCUUUUGGCUAUGGUAACGGGGAUGUGCUAAUCGUCGAUAUAAAGUGCGACCAGAUACUUGGUCAAUUCAAGCUAUCCCAGCAACAGCGGUGUGCCACAUCAUUAUCGUUUGUGUAUGACUCAUCGGGUAUACUGCAGCGUGGCAACUGCAGUAUGACAGCUCGUGAGGUAUUACUAAUCGGGGCCUACAAUGGCGAUAUUAUAGUAUUCGACCUAUCUGAGUUCCGUACGUUCUCUGUUAUCGAGCGUGCCCAUGCAGGUCCUGUUUACCAUUUAUUCUAUAUCGAGCGCGCUAAUAAUGUGAUCUCUGCUAGUAUCGAUAACUGUUUCAUUUUGUGGUCCAUGGAUUCUGACAAGCACCUACUGCGUGAACUCAAGAGUCGCCGCGGUCUCAUAGGCCAUGUUAACAUGAUGGAGCCCUAUGAUUCCGAGGAGCUUGAUCUACUUGUUUGCAGCCAUUCGGACGGCGUUGGUCAUCUCUCCAAGAUUUCAACUAUCCAGCAACUUCGUUGCAACACAUUCUCCACUGGUGUAUUGAAGUACAAGUUGCGUCGCAUCACUGCUGUGUCCUCGUGUUACCAGCGCCACUACGACUGGCCUAAUAUCGCAACAUGCCACAUGAAGACCGCGGUAGUCCACUUAUGGAGUGGCCACCGUCGUGCUUUAGUACCUGGCGUACUUCGCGCUCCUGGUGUCACGGCUACUGCAACUGCUGUCUGUAUCAGCACUUGCGGUAACUACGUCGUCGUUGGCUACGAAUCGGGUGCUCUACACUUAUUCAACCUACAGAGCACGAAUCACGAGGAGGAGUUGCUAUACAAGCGCGAUGGCGUCGCCACAUCAGCUCACAAGGGACCCGUUAUAUUGCUAUCCUUACUAUGUGGCAACCAAGUGGUCUCCAUAUCAAGUUCUAGUGAUGACCGAUUGAUCCAUUUGUGGGAUAUCACAAAGAUAUCCUUGAAGCACAGCUACGACCCUGAGAUCCCCAAGGGCGUUAGUGUCCACCUGGCAGUUGCAGGCAAGCUGCUCACAGCCCUUGCGUGCUCCAAUGGCAUGAUAUACCUGGUGGACAUUAUUGGCAAGAUGUUGGUUCGUACCAUAUCCUACGGCAACGUCAGUGCCAUGUGCUUCCACCCUAACGGCAACUGGCUGAUUGCCGCCUCAACGGACUGUACCAUGGUGAUAUAUGACAUUCUAUCGGCUUGUUACGUGGAUUACGUUAAAUUCCAGAGUGCGCCUUUAUCUGUGCAUCUCGAUUCGUCCGGUGCUUUUUUGAAUGUAUCAUUAGCCAGUUCACCCGGUAUGGUACUUAGGUAUGCCAAUAAACACGUAUUUGAGCUAGGUACCAAGAAUAUGGUGUACAAGGACUUGAAUAGCAGCCCGGUUUUACUGGAACUGCCGUGUAUGCCUACGGAGGACGCUCUUGGCGUCACUGAGGUGGUACCAGAUUCCACAUCUGACACCACGGAUGACAUUGAGAUGGUGGCGGAAUACAAGUCAUGUAUUAGCCCUUUGGCGCCAGGCCUAUUGACAUUAUCUGGAAAAAGCUCUGGGUGGCUCCAGAGUGUAUUGUACCUGGAUGAAAUAAAGGAAAGGAGCAAGCCUGUGGAGCCCCCGAAGCCACCUGAGGAGCUGCCGUUUUUCAUCCCAACUACAUACAAGGAUGGUCAGUUGGUAUUCAAGGAGCCGGAUGCUGAGUCCGAGCAUGCCACAUCGCUACCGCAAACGAAGAUAACAAAGUCAGCGGGUUCCACUGAAUUCGAGAGCAUUCUACUGUCUACUACCAAGUGCCCUAGGAAAUACAAAGACAUGAUGGCAUAUUUGCUUUCGCAGACGCCAUCAGGAGUACAUCUAGCGCUAUCGUUACUAUCAUCUGGGUCUAAGGAAAAGACCUUGUCCACAAUGCUGGAUUUCUUUAGAUACUACCAGAAAUCAAGGGAGCAUGCAGAUGCUCUACAAGUGUUUUUACACGUGUUUCUGCGCUACAAUGGCGAGGACAUUACGCAACUUCGUGGCAAGAGUGAGUUGGAUUCCAUCGCAAGGCUCGCGUCAGGUUUACGCGAGGACAGUCUAUCCUUCCAACGCCAUUUUGAGCGUAUAUCAUGCUUCAUUAAGUUCCUAACACACCUUCAAAUGGAGUAAUUGUUUCGCGUCAUUUUAUGUGUACACAUUUGGGUUUGUGCUGGAG
Molecule: messenger RNA, 3070 nt
Organism: Babesia bovis T2Bo
Lineage: Eukaryota; Apicomplexa; Aconoidasida; Piroplasmida; Babesiidae
Product: WD domain G-beta repeat containing protein
Exons: 5
Coding region: 148-3024 (958 amino acids)
Biological process (GO): rRNA processing
Cellular component (GO): small-subunit processome; Pwp2p-containing subcomplex of 90S preribosome
Molecular function (GO): protein binding
Source: RefSeq, a predicted model, not a curated record